GUGUGAUGGAAUGCACAGUUAUGGCAAUUUAUUGUGUGCUCGCAUAAUAAUCCAACUCUCAAAAGAAAGGGAGAGAUGACCAAAGACCGGACACACUAUCCAAGUAGGAUGUAAAACAGUAGAGAAUUGAAAAAUAGGCUACGGACAUUAGUUGUAAAGGCUUAUUGUCUGCAACAUCCCAAAUUUUAAACUAAUUCCAUUAUCUUGCCAGCCUAUUGUUGAAUACAAUAGGUUUUAACUGUGCACUGCUACAGGUGACCUUUAUCAGCAUGACUCAUUUAUAUCUUUUUGUGUGAUGGGGAUACACAUUAUCGCCAAAAUCACAGAUUGAAGAAACAUGACCAAUCAUUUGGCAGGUAAUUUAUUUAUUUAUUUUUUUAAUCUAAACCAGCUCAUUUUGGCUUGCUAGCUUUCAUCACAGCAGAAGAGGAGGGAAAUCAGGUUGUUUGUGUUUUUUUUUUGUUUUUUUUUUUCCUAAAUUUAAAAAAAUUAAUUUGAGAUCAGCAUGACUUUAGAAAUCAAGCUUGUAGUUAUUGUGUGUGUGUGUGUGUGGUGGAGGGGACAAUACUUUGCCUGAUGGCCCCAGUUGUUUUUCCUCCUUUCCUGGAGUCUCUCAGGUGAGUCCCGCCUCCCUCCACACAGCUGAUUGGAUCGCAAGACUCAUCCUCUGCUUUCAUUGGCUGUGUUGUGCGUCGAACCGUCGCCUCCAGGUAGCAGGUCCAUACUUGAGCUCAGGUAAAAACUACCUGUGAGACAGAAGAGAAGAGAGGGGAGGGCUGUGGAAUUUAUCCGUAGCUUUCAGCUCCAAUAAGGCGCAGUUAAGUGUAAUAACUCUCUUUGCAGUUAUAACCGAAAUUCACAAGAAGAUAUAUUUGUUUAAGUAAUAAUUUUAAUGGCAGCGAGUGUAGGACUGGCGAUGAAUCCGCCGCAUACGACAGAAGAAAGGGCGGUUUUCACGCAGCUGAAGCCAGUGAGGAUGUCGGCAGCGGACGGCGCUGAGGACGCGUCCGUGUUUGAAGACGUCAAACCCGGGACUCAACUAGAGUUGGACAAGUACCUCCCCCAGGUCAACAGUCCCCUCUUGAGUCUCUCGAACAACACUGGUGACAAGAAAUACAGACGAGAGAGCGCCUCCGUGGUCGACGAGUACUUCUCAGAGGACAAACCUACUGCCCCUUACAGCUUCAACAUCAAUGUCAUCCUUCCCAGCACCACUCACCUCCGCACAGGUCUCUACCGGCCCAACACCAAGACCCUCACACCACAGCAAAUCAAGACAGAGCCUGAGCUGGAGGUGCCCUGCUCCAUCCCUACUACCACCACCCAGGCCCUGCCAGACUUCACCUCUGUCUUCAGCAUGCCGCCUGUAGUCAACAACGUUUUCAUCAAACCAGACAUGAGCUCUGGAGGAGUGGUGAGUGUGCCCGCAGGGUCCCAGCAGCAGCAACAGCAGUCUAAUUUGGAAACAGAGCUUCACAUCGGACCCCCAGCCCCCCAGUCGCAGGUCUACCACAUGCCCGUCACCAGCUGUGCUGACCUCAACACGACUCUGUCCCACACCUGCUCGUCGGCACAUGGCUCCACCAGUGGCAGAACCAUGUUGAACCUCGGCAGCGUUGCAUUGCCGACAACCGACAGCAACUACAUGAUGGCAGAGCACCACCUGUCACAGCACCAUGGUUACUACCAGGCCUCUCCAACCAAUUCAUGCCAGCACACAGCGCCCCACAGCCUGCCACCCUCACCCCCAAACUCUCAGCCAGGGAGCCCAGAUGGUCAGGCAGAGCUGCUCAGCUUAGCGCCCCAACCUCCGCCUCCAUACCAGCAACGCCUGGGAGGGAUAAAGGUGAUGGGGUUGUCCCCACAUGCCAUGCUGAUGACACAUGGCCAGGGUGUCCUGACAGGUCCCAAAUACAACAGGCGGAACAACCCAGAGCUGGAGAAGAGGAGGAUCCACUUCUGUGACUACCCAGGCUGCACCAAAGUUUACACAAAGAGCUCUCAUCUGAAGGCACACCAAAGGACGCACACAGACAACCAAAUCACCAGAGGAGAAGUUACUAAGUUUUCAUGCAGCAGGUUCAGGGUGGCAGAGAGACGUGAAGCCUCCUAUAAAGUGAGAAGCCGUACCGUUGUACAUGGGAGAGCUGCGACUGGCGUUUCGCCCGAUCGGAUGAGCUUACCAGACACUACCGGAAACACACCGGAGCCAAACCCUUCAAGUGCAUCGCGUGCAGCCGCUGCUUCUCACGCUCCGACCACCUGGCCCUGCACAUGAAGCGUCACCAGAAUUAACACAGACAUACCUGUACAUACAAACACACACAUAAUCACACACAAAUAGAGCAGUAUCCAUACAUGACAGCCACCUGAACCUGAACAGCACUGAAGGAAUCAUGUACAGAUACAGUCCCAGAAUCAUCCCUGUGCACCUGUGUUUAUUCUGAUGCUCCAUGCCAACAUAGGUUGAGUGAUAGUAGGCAUCUAGCAGUAUCCAAAGUAGGACAACUGACCUUUUAGUAAUGAAAAAUGACCACCACAGACACUCCAACAAACACAGGUGUGGUGUUUGCAGGUGGGGAGCCAGUGAGGGAUCACAUCCUUGUUGCUACACCUGCUGGUUGGUCAGGGUUCCUGUUCAGUGGGAGAUGGAGUGAGCUCUCUUUACACUUUCUGAUCUCCUAGUGAAACUCCUCUCUGACAGGUGAAAAGAGACAGACUCCAGGUGUAUGAGAGGAGUCACCUGGUGGUUUACUCCUUCCACAGGUCAACAGCGAAUGCAGUUGACAGAGGGAAUUGGAAUGAAAAGAAUGCAAGAAAAAGAGAACUUGAAGGCAAGUUUUUGAUGAUCUGAAGAUUAACAUAUCUGUUGUAGGCAUUUCAGGCGAACUGGCCUUGUAUUCAUUAGCUGCUCAGUUAUCAGCUUCACUUCUUAUGGAGACAGGGAAAGUAGUUCCAGGCAGUUGCCAACAGAACUGUAAUGGCUAGCUCUAUAACAUGCAAAAUGUCUUGCUGUUUAGCUUUAGAGCUACUCAGUUCAAUUCAAUUCAAUUCAAUUGGGCUUUCUUGGCAUGGGAAACAGAUGUUAACAUUGCCAAAGCAUGUGUAAAAUAAAAACAUAAACAGAAGAAUUGUGAUAUUAAAAUAUGUACAGAUAAUUAAGACAUGAUGAUGAUGAUGAUAAUAAGAAUAAUUAAUAAUAAAUUCUAGACUUACAGUUAAAAUACAAAUACAAAAAGUGAAAACUAAACACUGCAACUUUUUUUUUUUUUUUUUUUUAGGAGUGUGUGUGUGUGUAGGUCAUUCACUGUCCCUCAGGUUGUGGAAUGUCUCCUUCUCCUAGUAGUAUUUUUAAUUUUGAGAGGUCAUUUAGCGCUUUGAAAUCUGAGACUACAGAGUUGAACUUUAGAAGUAAACGUUCCUAAUUUCAUUGAAUGAUGUACAUUGUAGGAGGAAGUGCAUCUUUGUCUCAGCCUCACCUGUCGCCACAUAUUCUACUCACCACAGUGUUUGCUGAGGUCUUAACACCAGUGCUAAUGAUCUACCAGGGACUCAGAGAUGAUUUUGGUGUCUGUCCUCAUCACUGAACAGAUUGGGUAUGUUGAAUUAAAACAUGCACUGGUCCAACUCAUAUAAACACGCAAUACAUACACAUGACAUGCAUUACUGAACUGUGGUGUCAGGCUCCUACGAAGCAUUUGGGACUCCCUCUGAUUACAUGCUGGAAACACUUUAUUCUUCUGUAAACAACAUGAACUAUUUGUUUUCCUACAAAACUGCUGCCAGCUUCAUCAUGAUCAUCACUGUCACCAUCUUUUAUCAUUUUGAGGUAUGAACUUUCAAUGAGGUGGAAACCUAUUUCCUGCCAUCCUGCCUUUGUAAAUACUUGUUUAUAUAUGUGUGCGUAUGUGUGUGUCUGAGAAUACAACGAAUGUAUUGAGAUUUAUACUUGACAACUUUUUUUUUUUUUUUUUUUUUUUACAUCAAAUGUUAAUAUGAGCAAUAUUCCAUGUUGAAACUUCUUUGCGAUAAUAAUCUCCCUUUAAGGGCCUAAAAAAAGACCAAACAAAUAAUCAACAGACAUAAUCAAAGAACUCUCCAUGGAAAAAUUAAUAAUCGCCUUGUUAUGCUUGUUUCAGCACAGGUACUACCUGUCGAGCUCAGAGAGCAGAGCAUUUGCCAAUGUUUGUAUCCAUGACAUUACCUGUUGCCACGGUGACAAAGCUCCUCACACGACAGUUUGCGGUUAGCGCUGUUUUUUCCCCCCUUUUUUCUCCUCUAUUUGUUCAACUCGAGAAAGACAGAGAUGGGUGGAUAAACCUGUUAUGUAAUAAUUCUUAAUGGAUUCAAUGUACAGUGGCUAAUUACAGUCAGCCCUGUUAACUGGAUGAACGGCAGGUUAGCGUAAUGCAUGACAUUAACUGUCAGUUGUUGCCCCUGCGUUCUUUUGUAAUUUUGAAUAAGUCUUGUCUGCCAACACAUGCACAUGCCCACAAAUUUUUGUGCAGUGGUGUAGCUUGUACAUUUGCCAACAACAGGAAUUACAAGAGGAGAAAAAUAUGUUGCGCAGUACAAAUGACGAGUUUGAUUUCAUGAACUGAAACAGCCGAUGUUACCAAGGAAUGGCUUGAGAAAUUAAAAAACAAAAAUACAGUUUUACUAAUCUUCUUUGUAGUUUAGAGAAAUUUGUACUACCUAACAAUCCUCGGCCACCUUUUCUCUUUCAGAGAUCAAUAACAUAUAGUCUACAAAAAUCCUGAACCUCAGAGCCGGUGAAAUACUUGAAUUAUGGUUUAACACUUGUUUGUGAACCAUUCAUUUUAUCAGUCAACUGAGACAAUCAAACAUAAACCACCAAUUGAGCCACGCCUACACCUAAUCUCACUUUAUUUUUAGAUUUCACUACAGACUGUAGACUGUGUAUAAGACUAGAUGUGUUGUCCCAGUGACACAUAGGUACUAUUAAGGAAUAGUUAGUUGUGUUGCAGGUCAUUUUUAAUGUCACAUCUAGAAUUUUUUAGUAGCUCCAAGAGACUUUAAAAACAAAAAAUGUUUCUUGACCUUUAACGUCAUGAAGCAUCUCAUGGAACUGGCCUGUAACUCACUCAAAUAUUCACUCAUUAACAUUUAUCAUGCUGCUUCUCCACGAAGGAGUGCUGUUCGGUCAUUGUCAGACCAGUUCCACACCUGCCGACCUGCGCCACCUAUAGGAAAGGAAUAUAACAAAAGCAGCACUAGACCUGCAGAUGGAGACAUGUUGAUAUAGCCUCCUGCAGGCAAUGAAAGUAAUAGCUUAUGCAGUUGCAAGACUUGCGCCACCUGCAGGAAAUAUAUGUUAAAGCUGAAUUGUUUUCUUUUGUGUGCGGUUUACAUUUAACAGAUUAAUUAAUAAAACAUUUGAAUUCACUAACCUCCAGUUGAACGUAAAUACAGUUCAGCUUGUGGCUGUGAAACACAAAAUAUUGGGAAUUUUUUUGAAAAUGAAUUCAUUGCUGAAAUCCAACAUUCUUUAACUUCAUGUAAAGUGAAGCUUUUUCAGGCAGCUGACCAUCCUUGCUUCUGCAUCCCUCUUGUCUAUCUUUCUUUGAAGCCUUAAAAUGUAAAAUAUUAAACCUCAAACACACUCGCACACUCACAAACUCCAGCUAAAAAAAUAUGAACAAAAACUGCAGUUGUAACACUCAUUUCCUGCAGGUGGCACACUGCGGUGUUAAAUUUGAAACGGCUACUUUCCUUACCGUCGACGACAUAGACCAGCAUGCCUACAUGUGCAGCUGCUGUUACUUUUCUUGCCUGUAGGUAGUGCAGGUUGGACUGGAACUGCAGAUCAGAAAUUUCUGGCUCUGGCACUCCGCAGCUGGAUGAUACUGGCCGGGUUGUUUACGAGCAGAUACUUAAACUUGGCAUUUCUUUAACUGCAACAGGUCAGUGAUGCCAGAACAUUUAGACAGUCAAAGGAAGAUUUUUUUAAGUCAGUUUGGUUGAAUUUAUUGUCAUUGCAUCCUGACCCCAUUUGUAGUGUGCUCAGGCUGUAGGCUCCACCCACCUGGUACUCCAUGGAAGUUGAAACAAGCGUGAAGCAUUGAUUGACCCAGGUCUGUCCAACUUGUGCUCAUUUAGGGGAAACGCAUCCUGUUAUUUCAACACUAUGAUUGUUUUUAUUUUUUUAAAGUUCUCCUGUCUCUCACGGAGGGAGUGCUGACCACCCACUGUGUACAUAACUGUAGUUUUAACAGAAGACUUUGUAAAUAUUUGUUUGGUUUUAUUUCUUAUUAUAAUAUUAAUAUUGUUUUUCUUUUUUAACUAAUGGGAUUUUAGAUCGGUUGUAUGUGAAUGCUUGUUUAAUUUAGUUUUGAUACUUCAUGUGUGUAAGAGAAUGUAUCAGUUUAUGUUCAAAUUGAUAAGAACAACAUUGGUGUAGUUUUUGUUUGUGUUCUGUUUGUGCAAGAUGCUGCAUUGAAAUAAAAGGAUUCAUAAAAUAAUA
Messenger RNA from Siniperca chuatsi (mandarin fish), 6484 nucleotides. It is a transcript of the gene klf5l, whose product is annotated as Kruppel-like factor 5 like. The transcript is spliced from 5 exons. Bases 893 to 2278 code for a protein of 461 amino acids. Lineage: Eukaryota; Metazoa; Chordata; Actinopteri; Centrarchiformes; Sinipercidae. Gene Ontology annotation, molecular function: DNA-binding transcription factor activity, RNA polymerase II-specific; RNA polymerase II cis-regulatory region sequence-specific DNA binding. The record is from RefSeq and is a predicted model, not a curated record. Gene Ontology annotation, biological process: regulation of transcription by RNA polymerase II.